CAAGGGGAGUGACGUGAUAAAAGGCUAGCCACUUGAGAUUUGACAUAGAUUUUAGAUACAUGUACACUGCGCUCUUGUAAGUUAGAUUUUAAUUGGAAAUUUUAUGGUAUCAAAACUGAUUUUGUUGAGUAAGUUCCGAGCCUUGUGCACUUGUGGGACUCGUCUCACGAGUGUACGGCGUCUGUCGCACCUCGGAUUUGGGUUCUGGGGCGUGACAGAUUUAGUGGUAUCAAAGUUUAGGUUAAAUUAGAUAUCUGGAGGGCAAUCCAUAUUUUACUUACUGAGUUAUCUCACCUCGUUUUUUUUUCGUCCACCAUUUCAGGUAGUGUGCCCCGAGACUCGGAAAUCAAGGGGAGUGACGUGAUAAAAGGCUAGCCACUUGAGAUUUGACAUAGAUUUUAGAUACAUGUACACUGCGCUCUUGUAAGUUAGAUUUUAAUUAGAAAUUUUAUGGUAUCAAAACUGAUUUUGUUGAGUAAGUUCCGAGCCUUGUGCAUUUAUGGGACCCGUCUCACGAGUGCACGGCGUCUGUCGCGCCUCGGAUUUGGGUUCUGGGGCGUGACAGAUUUAAAGAAAACUCCAACAAAAACGCAGGAGCAGUUAGAGCCCAGCAGGGCCAUGGAGAGUGACGAUGGGCAAAUUGAGGAACAAAGGGGAAGAAGGGAGAAAGAAAGUAGAAAUGGGAGGAGAAGGAGAGCGAAAUCGUGUGCUGAAGUAUAUGACAGAUCUACCCCAAUCGGAGACUACUCAACCACAUUGAAAGGGAGAGGAACCAAGCAAAUGAGGAAGAAACACAAGGAACAGUGGGUCUGUUUUGAGCCAAACCUAGAAAAGGACGUUGCAAAUGACUCUAUUGAGGAUAGCGGGAUCAGAAACUACAAUAGAAAAGGAGGACAUAAGGAGGACUUUAGGGGCGCAAAAGAAAUGUGGCUAUUGGCGAAGGAAUUAGGGGUCAAGAUAAAGGGAGAUGAGGAAGAUCUAGUGCGGAGGAUUGCAAGAUUAGAAGAAAUGGAUAAAGCGAGGAGGAAAAAGAUCCCAAAAUAGAAGGCUUUAUCAGGUAAGCAAGUGGACCCUAUUCCUCCAUGAUUAUACUUACUUUUAAUAUUAGAGGAUUGGGGGGUUUAGGGAAAAGAAGGGAGAUUAGGAAAUUGGUUCAAAAGGAGAAGGUAGAAUUUCUAGCAAUUCAAGAAACAAAGACAUAAUGU
Molecule: messenger RNA, 1205 nt
Organism: Rubroshorea leprosula
Lineage: Eukaryota; Viridiplantae; Streptophyta; Magnoliopsida; Malvales; Dipterocarpaceae
Source: the annotation of a GenBank genome assembly